CGUAUAUCACAUAUUUACGAUGUAUUUUUUACAGCGGGGUACUGUAUGAAACUGUACUUAUUGGGCAAUAACGAAACAGUACCCGUCGAUAUAUUGGAAGUGGUUCUGGGGCGAUAUAACUUGGACCCAUUGCGCGGAGAUGGAUCUGCCAAUCGGAAAGUCGCGAGCUACGUGAUUCACCCCGAUUAUGUGCACUUUCUCAAAGCUACUUCCGAUCUCGCGGUUGUGACCCUCACGAACGUCGUCGAGUUCAAUCCUCUCAUCAGGCCUAUUUGCCUAUGGUCCGGCUCAAGUAAACUUGAAGACGUCGUUAGUAGGACGGGAUAUGUCGUAGGAUGGGGUGGAGACAAGUUUCGUAAUGUUAACGAUCAACGGAUGGUGAGAGCGACGAUCGUGAGUCAAGAGACCUGUCUCUGGGCGGAUGCUAAAUAUAUUCGUACAAUCUCGCAUGACACUUUUUGCGCUGGUUCGCAAGACGGACUGGGUCCUUGUCACGGUGACGGUGGGAGCGGGCUGAUACUUGUAAACAAUAUUAAAAACAGUUAUGAGUUGCGUGGUGUUGUUUCGCGAUCUCUAAUCAAUGAAAGUUCGUUCUGCGGUCUACAGAAAUACAUCGUUUAUGUUGAUGUGGCCAAAUACAUACCCUGGAUUCAACAACAGAUUUCGAUAUAACGUUCGCCUUGCGUUGCAAAAUGCUGUACAUGUUAAUCUAUAAGUUUCUUUGUGUAAGUUCAAUGAAAACGCAGUACUUAUGUACUAGUUACGCGUGAGGAUUAAACAGGUAUGAAUUCUGUUUUUGGUUAUUGAUGCCUCUUGUAAUGUGUCUCCAAUCUGUGUACAAAACGAUAUGAAUAAGCUGUUACACAUAUAA
Molecule: messenger RNA, 871 nt
Organism: Vollenhovia emeryi
Lineage: Eukaryota; Metazoa; Arthropoda; Insecta; Hymenoptera; Formicidae
Product: serine protease gd-like
Exons: 2
Coding region: 46-672 (208 amino acids)
Biological process (GO): proteolysis
Molecular function (GO): serine-type endopeptidase activity
Source: RefSeq, a predicted model, not a curated record